GAUUCUUUCGCAGAUUGCCUGGAUCCUGGAUUACGUAGAGCUUCCUUUUUGCCUCGCCACAAAAGACUCAGCAGGCUCUAUCAUUCUUGUAGUCUUCUACGGUAUUGCAGUAACUGACUCCAUCUAUCUGCCAAACUACAGAUCAGUGUGCUCCUUGUGUUUUGCUACGGUACAGUUAGUUUGCUGAAGAAUGGAGAUGUGGGUGCCCAGAUGUGGGUGGUGGCAGUCGAAGAAUCUUUGGUAUCACCGACUUUGUCUCCUUUUAGCCGUUGCCAAUCUCGCAUGGGCACAACAGUAUUGCGGACCAACGCUGGGGUCCAUUGCAGUGCCCACCGACGACCCCCAGAUUACGUUGACGUUCAACUUUGGUGUGGAUCCAGCCGGUAACACGCUCAAUGGACAAUUGAUCUACAACCAAUUGGGAUGGCUGAGUGUCGGCAGCAAUCCCAACGGCCUUGUUAUGGAAGGAGCCACAGCUGUAAUUGGACUACCCGACGUGGCACCCAGCUCGGCGAAUCCUGGCAUAUACCAAUUGCAGGGAAAAGCUGCUUCCCUGGUGACCCUGUUGGCCGUGCAACCACAGCCUCAAGUCAACGCCAUUACCCAAAACGAAACACAUACGGUACUUCAAGCCAACAAUAUCGUGUCCCUAGCGGGGAUUGCCAACGGACAGGUCAAUAUUCUCUUGGCGGCCGGUGUGGACAAUGAUCUGGCAUUUCAUAAAUAUUAUCACCCUGCUGCAAUCACCCUAGAACCAUGCGGCGCAACCAACAAUCCACAGGCAACGGGAGGUCCCUCCACUAUUGGUCCUUCCAACACGGCCACAACUAUUUUACCAACCACAAUAGCUCCGUCUACAAUAGCCCCGUCGGUGGGCCAAGAUAUUGUGGUCGAAGGCUACAUUAUGGACCAGUUCUGUAUCCUUCAAGGAGUCUUUCUCGACACUGGUUUGGCAUCCCUUUUAAAUCCAGACAAACACACGGUGCACUGCCUCAUGGAUCCUCCACAAUGCUUCCAAUCCACUUUUGAGGUACUCCUAGAUCCGGCACAACCCGGACAACCCUACACCCGAGGCUACACGUUGGAUUCUCCCAGUAAAGAAAAGAUUGUUACCAUCAUCAAGCAGCUGGGAGCUUGCGAUAUCUGUGAGGGCAGUUCGGAAACCAUUCGAGAAGGAUUCCGGGCUAGACUGGCAGCGACAAUCGUCGAUUUGGGCAAUCCAACAACAGGGUCGGGCCCAUUGCUGUCCGUGUCGGAUGCCUUGGCCAUUUUACCCACCACCGAAGAAACACUGGCACCAUCUACCAUGGCAACCACCAUGGCACCGACGUAUGCCGUGGGGACGGUCUUGCCUUUGGUAGAAGGGUUUGUCAUGGAUUUCUUUUGCAUAGAACGAGGCACGUUGCUGGAUAAUCCCACGGUAGUUACACUGGCCGGUCCCGACUUGCACAGUGUGCACUGCUUGGUGGAUGUACAGCCUUGUGUCGAGACCAAUUAUGAAAUCUUGAUCGAUCCAGUCACUCUUCCAGGAGGACAACGUGCGACGACGAGCUACACGCGAGGGUACGUGUUGGACCUCAACACCAAGAAUCAGGCCAUUAAUUUGGCACGAGCCAUUGGAACCUGCACGACCUGUACAGGGGCGGGACAAUGGCAACGUGGCUUUCGGGUACGGUUGGUCAAUUCGACCGUCCUGGCUCUGGGCGAUGCUGCCACUGGUGCGCCUCCCACUAUCGGUGGGACGGCUCAACAAAUGAUUCCCGUGUAUUUCUUUAAAGAUGCUUCCACACCGCGCAAUCUACUGCAAGUGGGGGACUACGUCACAGCAAUCGGCUAUGUCAUGGACCAGUUCUGCAUUGAGUUGGGAACUCUCUUGGAUAAUCCGGCCUUGCCCACACUCAGCAAUGCCAAUGUCCACAGCCUGCACUGCCUAAUUGACGUUCCCCAAUGCGCUGCUUCGGACUACGAACUGCUACUGGAUCCAUCGCCUGCGGAUCUAGCCAGUAAUCCCAACGCAACAACAGUUUACACUCGUGGAUUCGUGCUGGAUCAAGCAGGAAAGGACCUUGUACGAUCUAUUGCACAGCAGUACGGAGACUGUGACACCUGCACUGGCGGCGGAGAUUGGAAGCAAGGAUUUCGGGUGGAGAUUAGAGGGGUGAUUGAGGCUUUGGCGGGACCUGAUGGAGAACCUCCAACAGUACGAGUUGAGUCGGCGAUACCUCUGAGACUUGAUGAUGGAACUAUCGAGGAGGAUGACUCUGCCGUUUCAACUCCCAUCGACAGUGCAGACCCAGUUACGGUGGAUGAUUCUGAUUAUGCUUCGAAUAAUCAAACUGACGAUGCACAGCGGGAAUGUCCUGAAUUACAAACUGCUUUCCCCUACGUUGGCAAGCACGCGUUUUCAGAUAUUCCAAUCAUGUUCGAGUAUGAAGUCAACGUUGAAGACCCCGCCACAGGUACUGGAAACAUUUCUGUCAGAGUUGUUUAUAGCGGAAAUGGGUGGGUAGGCUUUGGCUUCAAUGCAAAUGAAAGCAUGGUUGGAACGCUAGCUGUCAUUGGGACUCCAGAUGCAGCGCCUGCAAAGUAUCUACUGGGAGGAACGUCGCCCACCGCAGUGGCAUUGUCACCGAACCAGACGUUGUUGCCAACUGGUAUACAACAGGAUGGCCAACAAACGGUGCUAACAUUUACCAAGCUUCUCUCGGAGCCGGGAGAAAUCCCUAUCAACCUAAACGGCCCGAAUUACUUUUUGGUUGCAGGAGGAGCCAGCAAUGUGGUGUCGCAUCAUAUCCAUCGCGGUGCAGUCAAGAUAUCAUUCCCUCCAUGCAGCGUGGAUUCAUACGAUGAUGAAGCAGAUGCCUCUUCUUGCGAUGAAGGAAGCUACGCCAUGACGGGCGGAGGGCCAUUGAGUUUAUCGUACAAGUUGGAUAUGGUCAAUGGCAUGUUUCACGGCGAAGUCGUUUACGGAGGAACGGGUUGGGUUGGUUUCGCAGUGUCUCCAACUGGCGCCAUGAUUGGGUCUCACGCUGUCGUUGGGGUACCAGUACAGCCCCUGAGCACCCUUAACCCUGGGAUCUACAGCUUAGGCAGCAAAGACUUAUCCAACAUCUUUCUUCUCAAUCCAGGGGACAAUGCUACGAUUGGAACGAUUGUGCAGAAUGGAACGCAUACAGUCAUGCCAUUUGAAAUACCUAUUGAGAACGCUCUUAUACCAGGUUUGUCGAUCAAUCCAGCCGGCGUCAACAAAUUCUUGCUUGCAGCAGGAGCCACCAACGACUUCGCAUAUCACCAGUUCCGUGACUCGUUUGAAGUGGACUUCGGUGUAUGCAGUGGUGUUCUAGAGGAAGUAGACGUGGUAGAGAUCGAAGGCGAAGGCGGAGGAGAAGGCGAAUGCCAACAGGAGAGUACGAGUGUUGGAAGUUACCAGUUGGACAGUCAACCAUUGGUUUUUCAAUAUACGCUCGACAACGACAAUGGAGUGCUCAUGGGCAACGUGGUCUAUGAAGGCCUAGGAUGGGUUGCCUUGGGAAUAUCCGAAACUGGCGCGAUGAUAGGGUCCAUCGCCAUCAUCGGAGUGCCGUCACAGCCGGUGUCUUCCACCAACCCAGGUUUCUAUGACCUGCUUUCCAAGGUUCCCGGCACUGCAGUCAUGUUGAUGUCGCCACAACCAACUAUAAAUCAGGGCAGUAUCAUCCAGAAUGAAACACACACAGUAAUGUCUUUUGAACUUCCGCUCGCUGGCCUUGCCAACAGUUCUCUGUCAAUCAAUCCCAGCGGGGACAAUAUAUUUUUGAUGGCAGCGGGAUCCGACAACAACCUGAAUUCCCAUAUCUAUCGAGGUUCAUUCAAUCUGGACUUCUCUUCAGGUACGGCGCCGGGUUGUGAAGAAUCAGAGUGGGAGAUCGGGCAAGUUGUCAAUAUUGAAGGAUUUGUUGUCGACAACUAUUGCAUCUCUCUUGGGUACUUCCUGGACAACAACACUACCAAACCGCUGGAGGAGCCCAAUCUGCACAGCCUUCACUGCCUUCUUGAUGUUGAGGUGUGCAACAAUUCACCCUACGAAGUUCUUCUCGACCCAGAGCCCGGGGAGACGUUGUACAGACGUGGCUUCACUCUCGACGAGGAGAGCAAAGCAGGGAUUGUGGCACUUGCCAGACAGAUCGGUGCAUGCGAUACUUGCAACGGUGAAGGGCGACUUGAGAGAGGUUUUCGGGUGAAGCUCAGUGCAACCAUCGUUGACUUGGGUGAUUCGCAGACUGGAGCCCCGCCAACGAUCUCCGUCUAUGCCGCUACGCCCGUAUUUUACAUCACGGACUCAUCGACAGUGGCGAAUCUGAUGGUCGGCGAUAGCGUGGCUCUUGAGGGCUUUGUAAUGGAUGGGUAUUGUAUUGCCCUAGGAACGCUGCUCGAGGAUCCUAUGGUGGUCACUUUGCAGGAACCGUACAAGCAUACAGUUCACUGCCUGAUCGAUGUCGACGUGUGCAGAGCGUCUGCAUAUGAGAUCUUGCUCGACCCCCCUCCGGGCUCGAAUAGCAGUUACACCAGAGGCUUUCAACUGGAUGAUGCCAGUAAAACCUUAGUGGCGGAACUGGCACGGACUACAGGUGUAUGCCGGAAUUGUACCGGUGGUGGAACUUUGCAAUCUGGGUUCAGAAUUCAUGCCAGGGGUUCCAUAGCUGCGUUGGGCACUCCGUCGGGGCGGUUGCUGCAGCAGGGUGACGCAACACCGCCCACCUUGAGUCUUGUGACAGUUACUCCUGCUCAGUCUGAACUGCAGGUCACCGCAGACGCUUCCACUUUGGCUCCUUUACCUGAUACUGUCCCUGCCGGCGAUGGCGGUGCGCAAUCAGGCACGGUGGAUUGUUCCCAGUACCAGUCAUCCUACUCGUUUGCGGAGAAUGCCAACCCAAUCCCGAUAAGCUUACACUACGUGGUGACUUUCGACGAGCAGACCCAAUCUGGUUAUUUUUCUGCUCAGUUGGUUUUCGAGGGGCAGGGAUGGGUUGCCUUUGCGGUCUCACCGACCGGAAGCAUGGUCGGCUCGUUGGCUGUCAUUGGCUUGCCAGACGAGGCUCCUGGUCCAACCAACCCUGGGAAGUACGAUCUAAAUGGGCUAGUGGUGGAGCAAGUCACUUUGUCGCAACAACAAACAUUGCUGGACAGCAGCAUAGUCCAAAAUGACACCCACACAGUGUUGACAUUCAAGAAGUUGCUUACGGAACCUUCCGAAACGCCUAUAGAUCCAAAUGGCCCGAACAACUUUUUGGUUGCAGCAGGGUCCAGCAACCAAUUGGCAUACCAUCAGUAUCGGGAUGCUGUUCGGUUGGCGCUUGCGCCUUGCACGUCUGCAGGAGGGGGCAACGUUGAUGCCACGCCGGAGCAGAUUGAAACUGGCACCCCGCCUGACCGUAGCCUCCUGAGAGCCCAUGGCAUCAUGGCUGCUCUUGCAUGGGGCCUCCUUGCUCCUUUGGCUAUUGGAAGCGCGUUAGGCCGCCAUCUGAUCCCGAAAAUGGGAUUGUGGUUCGAGAUUCACCGCGGCCUGAACAUCGCUGUACUCUGCUUCACUGUUGUUGCCUUUGCAACCGCAUUUCGGGCAGUUGGAGCUUCCACAGGCGGCCACUUCCAAUCCCAAGGAGAUAGCGUACAUCGCCCUAUUGGCCUGUGUGUGUUUCUGUUAGUGGCAAUUCAAGUAGGCGGUGGGUUGUUUCGGCCGCAUCUUCCAGCUGAAGACGACAACGGUGUACCGAUUGAAGAGAAAACUCCACUUCGGUACGGGUGGGAAUAUGUUCACAGAAUAUCUGGAGCGCUGUUGGUUGUCAUGUCAUGGUACCAGAUUCAUACAGGUCUUGUACAUUACCAGACACUGUUCUCCACAGGGAGUUACACUGGAGUUUUCUGGGGCGUAACAUCCGUGCUAUGGCUGGCCAUUGUCGCUGCCUUUGCCUCGCGAUUCUACUUGUUGGAUCCUCGUCCAGAAUCUCCAGGGGCAGUAAGCAAACAGUCCCCGGAAGAGGACGCCGAAGAGCAACCUCUGACGCAAGAUGACGAUGUCGGCUCUGGCAACGAUGCUGCUGGCGAUGGUGAAGCUGCAACGUCUCCCGAAACUGAUGCAAAGGCUGGAGAUGACGACGAAGGCGACCCAGAAUCUCAGCAGAAUAGUAUCGAGAAGAACGACGAGAAUACCAACAAAUUUGAUGAUUUCAAUGACGAGGAAGUCACCCCUCCGAAGCGCAAUUCGGGCUCUCGCAAGUCGUUCACGCGUUCGUCCGAGUUGGGCGUCUUCUUCAAGAACAGCGAAAAGAAAAAGAGAAAUUCGUCCAAGCUCGGUGAAGCCAUUUCGGAGGAGGGAGAGGAUGAAGAGAACGAUGACGAAAACGACAACCCAGACGGCGAUAAUGCUGAUGAGGACGAAGGAAACAACCAAAAGCUGGCAAAAGAACCGUCCAAAAGAGGCUUCUUUCGCAAGAUAUGGGGGAAGAAGAAAUCGAAAUCAAACGCAGCAGAAGCAUCCGAAAGCAAUGACGAAGAAAACGAAACCGACGCGCUCCUGAAUUCCCCCAAGAGUCAAGACAGCGAAAACAAAAGACCAUCAGUUAUUAACGAAGGAAACGAGGAAGAACAAGAUAACGCAAGUGACAAUGAUGACGCGAAUGCAGCUCAGGACAGUGCCGAUUCAAAUGAAGUUGAAGAGAAGGAUGAAUCACCGAAGAAGAAGGGUGGCUUUUUGAGCUCGUUUGGAUGGGGGUCCAAAACAAAAGGUAGUAGCGAUGACGAGGCAGCCAAAGACGACGAAGACAACAACGACGACGAAAAAGAGUCUGAGGAGAAGGAGCCAGAAUCGAACAAAGCAGACGAAUCAGAGGAAGAAAAGAAGGAUGAGCCAGGUGAUAACGAAGAUGCUCCUUCCAAGAGAAAGUCAACUCGUAAAUCCACCCGCAAGUCCACCCGCAAAUCAGCCAAAGGUGGCGACCAGCCGGACGAGGAAGCAGUUGACGGUGUUGAACCGAAGCAGGAAUGGGAUGUUGACGAUUCUUCCGACGAGGGUGAGGAUUGAGAGUUGGGUUCGGCCAUCUAUACAAUUUCUGGACGACUGGCCUGAAUCUUCAAUCUGCUUUCAACAAGAGCAGACCGAACCACCCUUAUUAUGAAGCCUUUCGAUGAAAAGUUGAAUGACAAAACCGAGCAUGAUGCUACCGGUACUGGUACGGAUACCUCUAUGGUACCGUACAUCUGCUAAGUGGCAAGUACAUAGAUAAAUAGAUAGAAUUUGAUUCCUAUGACU
Messenger RNA from Seminavis robusta, 7285 nucleotides. Lineage: Eukaryota; Bacillariophyta; Bacillariophyceae; Naviculales; Naviculaceae. The record is from the annotation of a GenBank genome assembly.